AUCUGCAGGGAAGCCAUAUUUGAAGAUUCAUAUUAGAAAUCUCAUACUUCUCCCUUCUACUUUCCUGAUACUCUGUCCCUUUCAUACUAAACUCUCCUUUCAGCAUAACAAUUACAAAAAAGUAAUCGUCACCUUUUCGCCUUCACGAAGUACUCCCAAAUAUGACAUUUAUACACCUUCCGAACGGGGUAAUAAUGACUCCAGAUCAACCUUCGGCUCCGACACCCAACUACUUGCACUCCGAUGAUGAUGCAAUAAUCAAGAAGGUUCUAGAAACCCAAAAACCCGAUCAUCGCAAAGUUGAUGUCUACCACCUGUUCAGCAUUGUGGCCAAAAUCUUGGCCCAUGACGAGGGUAGCAGUGCCGAUGUUCCAAAUGGGACAUAUGGAUUUGGAAUGCCUGAAGUAGCAGCUGACAUAAUAAACAAAGUCUCCUGCGAGAUGGCAUGCAAGUGCUCUGGUAAGGAUGCGAAUAGAGUAACCAUGGUGCUGCUUGAAACAGUACUUCCAAACUAUUCGUGGGACGCGAAGCUUGUGAUAACAGUUGCUUCUUUUGCUGUGAUUUAUGGCGAAUUUUAUCUACUUACCCAGUUUUACAAUGCAUCAAAUCCAAAUCCAAAUCCAGUUGCCAAGAACAUAGCUCUUCUCAAGCAACUGCAGGGCAUUAUGGAAGACGCUUCCUUAUUGCAACAUCUAUUUGGAGCAAUUACUGAGCUUAUCAAGGCCAUAAUGACUGUAACGAAAUGUCUUCUCCAGUUAAAUGACUUGUCCUCCGAGUAUUUUGCAAUUUACAAAUCUCCGUUAUCAACUGCUACUGAUAUUGCAAGAUCGGCCUACUGGGCAGUUUUUUGUGUUGUGACCUGCGCCCGACAUUUUGCUGCGCUUUCUGGGUUGAGAAAUCAGAUCACCAUAGGAACAAUGACCAAGGAACUGUCAGUCUUGGCUUCUAAAGUAAGCAGCAUACAGAUACUUCUGCAAAAUCAAUUAGAUACUUUAAUACAAGAAAUUGAGAUUUACAAUUCGCUCAUCAAACUCUUCAACACUGUCCACCAGGACAAUACGGCAAUCCUCCAGGUCAUGUUUCCCAUGGAUGGUGGUAAGCCACCCCUUGUGAUCGGCAAUUCUUAUACAGAGGUCAAAAUUGAUGCAUUGCAGGGCAAGAACGUGUUGCUGCUCAUAUCUAGCCUUGAUUGCUUGGAUGAGAUUAAGGCUCUUGCUAAACUGUACGAUCAACUGGAAAAAAAUGGGAAGAUUCAAUAUAAAUUAGUGUGGGUUCCAGUUGCAGACCAGAUAUAUGAACAACAUUUUUCUUCCCUGAAAUCGCUGAUGCCUUGGUACUGCGUGCGACAUCCUUCAAUCAUCAGACCAGGGGUGAUUAGAUACUUCAGGGAGUUCUGGAAUUUCACAAAGCAAACCAUCCUGGUGCCACUGUAUCCAAAUGGACAAGUACAACCCAUUUAUACCCUUGACUUCGUGUGGGCAUCGGGCAUUUUGCCCGUCAUUGGCCUGCACCCAGAUGGAAACUGGAAAUUUCUAUGCGAGGACCAUGGCUUGAGCCUAGAUCUACUCAUACAUGACCUUUAUACAGUCGAUUUGACGAUGCCAUCCCCAAUCAUAUGCCUUUACGGAGGAGAAGACAUCAAAUGGAUUGAGGAGUUUACCACUGCAAUAAAUCGGAUUAAAGAUGUCACUAAGCUGAGCAUGGAUUUGGUUUAUGUUAGCCAGAGCAAGGCCAUCAAUCAGACCAACAAAGCCAUUUUCGAUUUCAUUACUGGAAGGAAGCUUGGUGUCUGCUGGAAUGUUGAGGAAACGUACAGUUGGCGAUUUUGGGCCCGAUUGGAAAGCAUCUUCUCUUCGGGAUUACGAAAGGGCAUCUAUCCUAAAGUAAACAAUACCAUGAAAGAUGUGGGAACUUUGCUUAGCUUCAGUGGAAGCUACAGUGGAUGGGCUGCGUUUGGUCAAUUAGGAACCUCGCAUAAAAUGGCUAAAGCCACAGGAGAAGUUGUUUUACAGGUCUUGUCAAACAUAAGUAGCUGGUGGGAUGCGGCCGGUGGCAGUGAGUUUUUUCUGCUAGAACUCAACCAGCAGAUCCAAAAACAACUUAUAGAUAAGCCAAAUCAUUGCUGCCACAUUGUCCUGCCAGCGAAUGUUGCAGAGAUCGCAGAUGAGAUGAUGACCUGCACAAUCUGCGACCGUAAAAUGGGCAAGUACCUGAUGACUUACCGUUGCUGUGAGUAGAGACCAAACCUAAUAUGCCUGUUAUGGAGGAGACCAUCUGGAUUUUCUUGUAAUGCUGUUAGGAUUUUGUCUGUUUUAGUGGCUAAUAAUGUCUAGAUUAGACAAUCCGACUCCUGUCUGCGGUAGCUAAUUCUAGCAGUGGAGUUUGCUUUUCUUUAAUAAAGACAACAGGAAAAAAAAAAAAAUAAUAAGUGUUCGGUUCCAUUCGUUGUAUAAUAAAACUUGAGGCUUGGUAGAUGGUAGUGUAUCCCUCCAUGAACUCUUAUAAUAAAACUUCAAGGUUGUGUUAAUAA
Molecule: messenger RNA, 2530 nt
Organism: Hevea brasiliensis (rubber tree)
Lineage: Eukaryota; Viridiplantae; Streptophyta; Magnoliopsida; Malpighiales; Euphorbiaceae
Product: protein SIEVE ELEMENT OCCLUSION B
Exons: 7
Coding region: 162-2237 (691 amino acids)
Biological process (GO): phloem development
Source: RefSeq, a predicted model, not a curated record